Messenger RNA from Trypanosoma grayi, 882 nucleotides. RefSeq lists its product as hypothetical. The transcript has a single exon. The record is from RefSeq and is a predicted model, not a curated record. Lineage: Eukaryota; Euglenozoa; Kinetoplastea; Trypanosomatida; Trypanosomatidae. The annotation marks the transcript as partial.
GCUGCUGGGGACGUGAAGAUAACGCUAACGGGGACGGUUGAUGCCACUACGUGCACACCAUCGCCCCCCCUAUCUACUGGGAAGAGCAGCGAAGUUACCAUUUCUACUGCGGUUACUUUGAAGAAGAAGGGUAGCUCAGAAGAAGAGAAAACAAUUCCGAAUGAAGUGUCUAAGGUAGUCACUGUUCCCGAUGGGUACAAAUUGACGCUGGACACCUCACUGGAAGUUAAAUGUAUGAAGAAAGAGACGACUCAAGAAACCCCUGAAACACUGUGUACAGCUAAUGAGGAUGCCACAGCUACCUACACUCUCACCUAUGGUGCCGCUGUAAAGUCCACUACUUCUGGUAAGACCACUGUAAAUCCGCCGGAGACACAAACGCGUGAUGUGACGGUCCCAGCUGGGCACAAUGUGAAACUCAUUGCGAAAAUUGUUGCUACAUGCGCUGCUGUGACAAAGGCCGAAAAGCCUUCACCGCCAGUAGGGGACAUAGCUCCUAGCGGAGGACAGGAGAAGUCCCUUGAUGGCAAAAACCCUGACCCAACUCAUAUCGCACCUGAAUCUCAAAUAUCCGAGCACAACCCUACCAAACCAGAGACAGACAAACAGAUGACUCAGGGCGGAGAGACAUCUAAGCAAUCCAACACUCCACUGCGUGGCCCCUCCACGGGAGAUCUAAAGUCAACUGGUCAAGGUGAUGCUGGCGAGAAGAGCAGUGCUCUCACCAACGAAGUUCUUACUCCAGUUUCCAGCGAGUCAGAAAGCAAAGAAAGAGAAAGCUCCGUCACAGUGAAUGGCGCCGAUCACACUGCCUCCACAGCCACAUCUCAAUCAGAGACAACCACCGAAGGGGCUCCAAACACUGAUGCCGAUGCUCCCACC